GGCAGCACGCCAAAGGCAACGCACGCUAACUCUUACGUCUCGCUUUUCGUUACUAACGGUAUAUUACGUUUUGACAGUGCUUACGCUUUCGUGUUCGUUUGUGUGUGUGCGCGUGUGUGUGUCCGUGUGCAUGUGCGUGUGCGUGUGCGUGUGUGUAAGCAAUUGUCAAGCAAAUUUGGUCCAGAUCCAAUGCAAAGCGAGAAGCGAUAAGCAAAAGACAGUCAAAACCAGCUAAAGGAGCUGUCGCUGCAAAGAAGAGCAAGGACAGCCGUAAAACGACGAUAACAACAACAACAACAACAACGACGACGACGUCAACGUCGAGGACGAGCACGAGGACAUUAACUUCAUUUACGUCUCGCCACAGUUGAAAUAAACGACUUUACGACACUGGCGGAUUUGCUAAAAAGUAAACUUACAAUCCUUGUGGCUAACGAGCUGGUUUGGCUCCAACAACAACAAUAGCACUAGCAACAGGAGCAACAAGAAGCAGACGCAACAGCAGCAGCAGCGACGUCGAGACGGCUUCGACAACGUCGAUGCUGGCGUUUACACGCUACAGCAGCCGCAUAAAUUUCCGCUUCAAUUGGACGUGUACGGCGGUAAUUGCAGCUUUGAUUACCAGCAACACGAGCUGCCAUCCGGACAUUACCAACAACAACGGCAACAACAACAGCAGCAGCCACAGCAACAACAACGAGAGCAAUCAACACUUUUCAUACAACAACAAAAGCAGCUGAAAAAUCGGUGCAAAAGCCAGCGGGAGCAGUGGAGAAUUUUAGGAAUAUCCUCCAAUAUCAACGAGACGAGAUUUAUUGAAAGUUCAGCGGCUCCAACAAUGGACGAUAUGGUUUAUCAGUGCAGCAAUCAAAAUUCUAUUUACGUACUCAAUGCCGGCUACAAUGCAGCAUAUGGCAACUUUGGGGCAACGGCAGCAGCAACAGGGCGUGAAAUGAAUGGCAGCAACAUCGGCAGCAGCAGCAGCAGCAGGACAACGGGCAACAGGACAAACAAUUCAAUUGGGGCAAGUUGCUCGAGUGCCGCCUGCAGUUUGCAGCAUAAAUUCAAAAGUUUCGGCACAGCCAACGGGUCGUCAGCAACGGCAGCUGCAAUAGCAGCGGCAGCAGCCCAAGCGGCAGCAACAACAGCAACAGUUGCUGUUGUCACAGCAGCAACAACAAAUCCGGUCGCUACAUCAAUGUCAACCGCAAUGUGUUCACCGGCAACGGCAGCGCUGCAGAAAUUGUUCAAUUGCAAUGUGGCUUCCAUUGGUGAUGUCUGCCAAAAUGUCAGCCACAGAAAUCAGCAGCACCAGAGCCACAAUAACAGCAGCAGCAGCAGCAGCAGCAACAACAACAACAACAGCAGUGGCAACAGCAACAACAACAGCAACAAUUGCCCAGUUGGGAGUCAUAACAAUGGCUGCCUGUCAGCAGCAGGCUUACAUAGAUGCCGGUGCGACACGCACGAGGGUGCAGCAGUUGCAGCUACAGCAGCAACAACAGCGGCAGCAGCAGCAGCAGCUGUUGGCGCUGUGGCCAACAGGAAAAAGUGCACCAAUGUCAAAUCAACGCUUAUUGCCAAGAAGACAAAGUUUCUCAAAUUUCUCGAAGAAGAAAAAUGGCGCAGCAACCAGCAGCAGCUGCUGACACCGGAAGAAGCGGAAGCUUGUGGCGCCACACAGCAGCCCAGCAGGGCCAACAGCAAUGAGGCGGAGCUGAACAGCACAGCAGCCAUGUCGACGUCCAGUUCAGCGGCCGCAUCAUCAUCAUCAUCAUUUGCGGCUCACUCAGCCAGCAAGGAUAACAACAGCAACAUGAAAAAUCACAGCAACAACAGUCAAACAGGAGCCGAGCAAAAUAAAUUGAACAAUUGGAGCAUGCAUAAUGAGAGCAACAACAAGUUAGCUGAAGCCGAACGGAAGUUGGAGAGUCAUAAACAACAACAGCAACUGACUAACAACAGGUCCUCGAGCUAUGAACUGUACCAGGAGGCAGCAGACAUACUAGGACUUAGCUGCAGCCUCUGUGAUAAUUGCCGUUGCUUAGAUUGCCAGAGCGGAUAUUUUGAUUGUGCCGAUGAUGAUGACGAAAGCUACUCGGAGCACUCAUUGAUGGAUGAAUACGAUGAAUAUGACUAUGGCUAUAGCUACGAGGAGCAAAUGCUACUGCUGGCCAAUGCGCAUCAACAAGCUGGACAACAGCAGGGGCAACAGGAGCAACAGGGGCAGCAGGAGCAGUCCCAGCUAAAGCUUUGCUAUGCUCUCGACUGCCAAGAGAAUUGCUGCAGCAAAGUUUCAGAGGAGCAGGAGGAGGAGGAAUUCAAAUCUUCUUCGGAGCAUCGUUUGGCCAUUGAUUUUGAUUUAAUUAAUGCAACCAGCAGCCAAGUGCUGGAAAAUUGUUCAACAUUCAACGAUUUGAGCUUAUUGGAUGCCGAGCAGCAAGUGGAGCCAUUUACGUAAAUUUCAGUUAGACGAGCGAAUAAAUCAAUGGAAAAUAAAAAUAUAUACGCAUACGUACACACAUACAUACAUACAUAUAUAGGGAUACAGA
Messenger RNA from Drosophila arizonae, 2552 nucleotides. RefSeq lists its product as uncharacterized. The record is from RefSeq and is a predicted model, not a curated record. Lineage: Eukaryota; Metazoa; Arthropoda; Insecta; Diptera; Drosophilidae.